Messenger RNA from Mugil cephalus (flathead mullet), 3407 nucleotides. It is a transcript of the gene angel2, whose product is annotated as angel homolog 2 (Drosophila). Lineage: Eukaryota; Metazoa; Chordata; Actinopteri; Mugiliformes; Mugilidae. The record is from RefSeq and is a predicted model, not a curated record. Gene Ontology annotation, molecular function: 3'-5'-RNA exonuclease activity; mRNA 3'-UTR binding. The transcript is spliced from 9 exons. Gene Ontology annotation, biological process: 3'-UTR-mediated mRNA stabilization. The coding region runs from base 355 to 2400 and encodes 681 amino acids.
AUGAACAAUAAUAUAGAAGAAUACUGUACACACCUGCAGGUUUCUUUUUAUUAUGUUGCUGCUUUUAAACUAAAGAACAAUGACCUGAAAAGAGGCAGAUAGAGAGAGAAGGAAAACGCGAGAGAGAAAGGGGAGGAUGUAUGUGUCGUCGCCCCUUCCUCUCCCCUCCUCUCUUUCUCAGACCACCAGCACUACCUCUUCUUUUGGACCCCGCAGCAGAAAUGUAUCAAUCCGCCCCUGACAGCUUCUCUCUCGGCCUUUAACGACGAGCUGCAGCCGGUCAACAGCGGAUACUUUCUUUUUUCUGUUUGUUGUUCACCGUCUUUCUAGAGUGGCCUCGGUUUCACCCGCCUCAUGUUCCUUCACCGGCUGAGCUCCGUCACCUCCUCUUUCCGACCCUGCAGCCGUCCCGCUGUCUCCUGGGCCGGAUUCAGGAGCAGCAGCGCCUCCUCCUUUUCCUCCUCCUCCUCCUCCUCUUCCCACCCCUCCCACCUCCCCCGCUUCACCCCCGCCCCCCGUCCAUGGUGGUCGGUGCGGGGAUUCCCCCCCUGGCCGCCGCGAUCGCCCCGCUCCCCGAGCAUCCGCCCCGGUGACGCCGGGGCUUCGCUCCACACGUCCGCCGGCUGCAGGAUGGAUCGGCCCGACAGAGGCCGAGAGCCUCCGCACAAACGGAGGAAGAGCUUAGAGGAGAAGAGGAGAUCUGAAGGAGACGAGGCCAAGGAAGGAGGCUUCAGAAGGGAACAACAAGGCAACGUCUGGACAAACCAGCGCCACAGAGACGGACAUCGAGAUCGAGGGAGGAACGGAGCCGAGAACAGAGAUAAAGACGUGGAAAGGACUAAAACGGGGGUUAAAGACAGACAGAGAAAAGACAGCAGCAGCAGGGAGGACGGGUUUAGGAGUCAGAGCAGGAGCGAACAGGAGGAGGCGCGAGGAGGAGGAUCCAGGACUCGCAUCAAAGAGCAGGAGACGCUGCAGAAACCAAACCCCUGGUUCAAGGGGAGGAGCAGCGAGGAGCACGGCGGCACGAGAGGAGGAGCGGCAGGACGGCCGAGGGACAGCAGAGAGGACGGGGGACGGAGGACGAGUUUCCCUUUACCGCCUCACGGCGCCGUGCGACCCCCGAACCCGUGGCAGGGGGCAAACAGGGAGCCCCCCCCACCCGGAGUCCCACCGCUGGUCACAUCUCUUCAGAGACGCUGGGAGUCCUGCAGCACCGACCUCCAGCCACCGGGGGGCGGCGCGGCGUUCGACUUCUCGGUGAUGACCUACAACAUCCUGUCUCAGGACCUGCUGCAGGACAACGCCUACCUGUACCGACACUGCCCCCCCGACGUGCUGGCCUGGGAGCACCGGCUGCCCAACCUGCUGGCGGAGAUCCAGGGGCACGAGGCCGACAUCCUGUGUCUUCAGGAGGUUCAGGAGGACCACUAUGAGAACCAGAUUAGACCGGCUCUACGGGCUCUGGGUUACGAGUGCGAGUACAAGAAGCGGACGGGGAAGAAACCGGACGGUUGCGCCGUCGGUUUCAAGACGUCCCGCUUCUCCCUCCUGUCCUCCAACCCUGUGGAGUUCCUCCGGCGUGGGGACGUCCUCCUGGACCGGGACAACGUGGGCCUGGUCGUCCUGCUGAGGCCCAGAGACGCCUCCUCCUCCUCCUCCUCCUCCUCCUUCGUGUGCGUCGCCAACACCCACCUCCUCUACAACCCCCGGCGGGGGGACAUCAAGCUGGCCCAGCUCGCCAUCCUCCUGGCCGAGAUCCGCCGGUUGUCCCUCCUCCCGGACGGCUCCACCAACCCGGUGCUGCUGUGCGGGGACUUUAACUCCACCCCCUGGAGUCCCCUCUACAGCUUCCUGACCACCGGCCGCCUGGAGUACAGAGGGAUGCAGAUCAGCAGGGUGUCGGGGCAGGAGGACAGUCCCAGAGGACAGCGUCUCCUCACGUCUCCCAUCUGGUCCCACAGUUUGGGAAUCAACCGCCGGUGUCAGUACGAAGCCACGUCUGGGGCCUCGGCCUGCGGCGCUGAAGCUGUGGAAGGAGCCAUCUCUGAUAUGACUGUAGAGGAUCUGACCUCCAGAGCUUCUGCUGCUGCUGCUUUUAACAGGGAGCGGAUCGAGCACAGUCUGAAGCUGCAGUCGUCCUAUCGCCACCGGCUCAGGUCGGACGGGAGACCAGAGAUCACCACCUACCACUCCCGCACGGCGCUGACGGUCGACUACAUCCUCUACAGCCCUGAUCACAGCGCGCCUCCUUCACUUCCUGGUGGGCGUGGCCUCCAGCUGCUGGGCCGCCUGUCUCUGGUGGGUCAGUCUGAGCUGGAGGAGCUCGGGGGUCUCCCCAGCCGGCGCCACUCGUCCGACCACCUGCCGCUGCUCGCACGCUUCCGCCUCCGGCUCUGAUCCGGAGGAGAGACGUUGAAGAGGUCCAGUCAAACACGAGACGGUGCCAUAACUUUAACCAAGUGGAUCAUGUUUUUUAGGUUUUCAGGAUUCGAUGUCUUAGAGUUUAGUUUAUAUCUAUCAGGGUUGAUUGAGUUGUUUUAUUCUCGUUAAAUCACCUCGUACGUUUAACUCGGCUGCUACUUUACAUUCUCCAGAAAGGAAAAGCUGCUCAGUUUCCUGGUGGAAGGUGAAGGUGACGUUUACCGAUUAUCCAUCACCUUCCUACUGUCCUCCAGUUAAACCAUGUGACUCAUUCUCACCCCGGUUUUAAAACCAUUUUUAUCAUAUAUAUAUAUAUAAAAACACCAGUGCUGCUGAUGUGAGAAGUGUCUUGGUAAGUUUACUUAAAAAAAACUAUAUAUACUCAUAUAUUAAUAUACUUAGAAAAAACAGGAGCUCGGUUCAGGCUGGAAGUUCAGACCCGUUCCACUGGCUUUAGUUUUUAAAUGUAAAGAAAGAACUUUACCUGCAGACGGAACCGAUCCUCGUUCUUGCACUGGAUUGUAAACUGGAUCAGCCACAACAUUAAAACCAGUGAAGGGGGUUGAUGGUCUCGUUCUGGGAGACUUGGCUUCCUUGUCUCCGUGUCUCGGUGUGGACGCCCUGAUCUGGUCUGAAGCCAGAACUGAACAAACUGUCUGGACCAGGAUUAACUGGAUCAACAGAAGUUACAAGGACCAACAACGCAACGUUUGUUUUCCCAGCAUGCAUCAGUGAUUCGCCUCCUCUCCUUCCUUCUUCUUCCCCUUUGAUAAACAGUGACCACUUCACACCAGGAACCUCAUCGAAGUCUUUUAAAUGUCUCACGUGUCCCGCAGUAACCGGGUAGAUCUGUGGUCAUAAUGUAACGGCAGAUCAGUGUUGUACAUAAUUAACCAAAAAAUAAAAUGACUAACAAGAGCCAGACGCAUUUCUCUAACGUUCAGUUCAGUUUACAGACUGUAAAUAAAGAGUUUCUAUUUUUA